CUUAAUUUCAACCAAUGGGAUAGCAACCACCACCGGAAGAUCGCGGAGAAAUCGAGUUUCGAGCUUCCUCUCGUCAGUAUUCAUAAUAAUGGCUUCCCAGACCAGAAGAACAACUCUUCAUCUUUCCAUUUUGAUAUUUCUGUUUGUUGGAGUACCGGUAUUUGGGUUUACACCAGAUUGGGACUACAUCACUUUCAGUCAGGGAUGGCCACAGACAAGAUGCAUUGAACAAAAUGUGACGGGAGAGCAUGAGUGUGCCAUUCCCAAGAAUGUGAACACUUGGAUCAUCCAUGGAGUGUGGCCCUCCAAGAGUGGGACACCCAAAGGGCCAGAAAAUUGCAAUCAAUCUUAUCCUUUCAAUCCAAGUGAGAUCCAGGACUUACUUCCACGAAUGAAAAUCUCGUGGCCGAACCUUUUCACGGACUCCAAGGUUGACUCCUUUUGGGAGCAUGAAUGGACAACCCAUGGAACUUGUGCCACAAAUGUAGCAGAAAUGAGUAAUGAGCACAAAUACUUCAACAAAGGUCUUCAGCUUGGUUCUAAGUAUAAUCUUCUCAAUUUGCUGCAAGUUGGUGGUGUUUCGCCUGACGACCAACCAUAUAAGCUUCAGACUAUUGUGAGUGUAAUCGAGAAGCAACUGCAAGUGUCUGUGAGGGCACAGUGCUUUUGGAAUAAGUAUGAACAUAAACUCUACAUUGGCGAGAUACAUGUCUGUCUCAGUAAGAAUUUUAUGCUCAUUGAUUGUCCAUCUGAUGAGUACCUGAGAUUUGAGGAAUGCUCUUUUAAGGAAGACAUCUUCUACCCGGAGAUAGUUCAUUAGGUCCAAGCAAGAAAAUGAGAAGUCAUCUGAUCCUCAAUCUGUGAUGCUGCUGCACUUCAUUUUGGAUAAUUCAGCUCUACAAAAUAUUUUUGCUCUUUUAGCCAUUUAAUUACUAUGUGGCUGGCAAACACAGUUCACCCAGCCUGAUAUCUCCCAUUUUGAACUGUAAUCAGAGGUACUCUGCGCCGUUAGUAGCCUCCCCUUAUACCUCUGAUGAAGUACAUGUGAUUUCAUUCAAGACAGGCUGAACCUUAAAAAUAAAGCCGACAAAAAAAUGGCCACAAUUCCAAAUUCCAUGUACAUGUAUUUCAUGGUAAAAUGUAACAAAUAUCAGAAAGUAGAAGUUACAAGCUUUCUUUUAACACCUACAUUGCCAGCCUAUUAGCACGAGUGACUGAGUACCAUUGUCUCGAAAACCAUAGGCAGAUUACAGAAUUGUUAUUUUUGGGCCGGUUUCGUUUUUAAGGUUCAUCCUGUAUACCGCAUGCCUCUGUUCACAGAAAACCUCACGAAAAUUGAUCUUAUCUUUGUAUGUAUUGUACACCGUAUGUGUAAGGUGUACAAACCAACAUAUGGUGGACCCUUUCUUCGAAUACAUAUACACCACUUUCCGUGGCCACUGCGCUGCUUACAGUCCUAAUCACAAAUGACAUCCAUCCCGCUUCGCGUCAUUGACAUACAACGUACACUCGAGUUGUGCGUCAAUGACGCACCAGUGAUGACGCACCAGUGACACGCUUAUCUCUAUGUUUCGUGUAAAUUACGUGCGACCUAUGUGAGAAUUACGCUCUCAGUAGCAUGUCGAUGAUGCGAAUUUAGGGGUGACAAUUGUGAUUUGGACUGUAUAUGUAACGUAUUUGAGAACAGCUCCAUAUGGUUUACCCUUAUAAUCUUCUUCGGUCGCUGCAUAAGUGUAAUGUAAAAUAUAUUGUUGUUUUUGAAUGAGACUUAAAAAUGCUAAAGUUGCCAAGAUUGUUUGACUUGGCGAUUGAUAGCAAUGGUUUAGCUUUGUGUACUGCCAUGCUCUAUGAAAGGACGUACGUAGCAGUUACGUAAGUGCAUGCUGUAUUCUUAGCUUCAUCAACAGUUGGUGUGAGGGAGUCUGGGUUGGCGUGGUGGUGUCCAAAUCUUAAGGGUCAAGAUGGAUCUCUUCUGUUCCGGCUCCUGCUGUGGAGACAUGACCACCAUUGAAUAUUCAUAGGUUGGAGGUUCCAGACCUAUCAAUUAGACGCGUGCAUGUUUUUAACUAUCAAGUACAUAUUUGGAGAGGUAUUGAAAAGAUAUUUGGUGUGGCCAGUCUAUAGAUAUAAAGAAAUUAUUUGAUGAAAAAAUUAAAUUUGAUUGAAUUUUGCUAAUUUGGCAAUAGGGGCAGUGUUUUGAGCUUUUUCUGCCAGUUGGCUGAAAAGAGUGGAAAUAUCAAUGUUUAUCCAAUUUGUCGAUUAUCAAAAAAUUUCCGUGGUCAACUACCAGUUUACUUUUCACCAUUUACUUGUCCGACUGUCCGGAAUAUCGUAUCAAAAUUUCAGAUUCACAACCCCGCGCAGUAUUUGAUGCGUCGCGGUCAAACAUUGACAAUUUAUCUGCUAAAAGGCUUAAAAAAUCAAUGGUGGUCUUGUCUCUGUGAAUGAUGUUUGCCACUGAGUACGUACACAGUCUUGAGUGUAGGUGACACUUACAAUUCUUUGGGGGUUUUCACUGAAAUGUGAAGGUUUUUUUUCUGAGAUUAUUUAAUUUGAAACCCAAAUUCUUAUGCAGUAAAGUUAACUACUCAUUUAGCAGGGCUAAUUUAUUGCCAAAGUUUUAUUCAUUUGUACUUAUCAUGACCUGCAUUGACAUUUUCAAUCGGACUAUGUUGGAUGUUAAAACUGCCAGAAAAAUCGAUACCUUUCCUAGAAUUGGUUGGGUAAAACAUUUUAAUCAUAAAACAUUCUCAAAAAGGCUGAAGAUAUUGAAAAUAGAAGCUUGUCCAAUUUUGUUAUCACCAAACACGUGAUCAUUUACUUGUAAGUCAUUACAGAAUAUGCCUGUUUAUAAGAGGUUUAUUCAAGAGUAUAUUAAACUGGAUAAUAACUGAAUCACAUGCUUAAUUUCAGGAAAUUCCUAAAUCUUGAAAAACACAGCUGCACAUUUUUUUUCGGUCUACAUGUACAGUAAAGCUGAUUACUAGAUUUACUAUACUGUGAUAUUUGCUCAGGCUGAUAUAUCAUACAUUCCAUGUUUUAACUUCAGGACAAACAUGAAAAGCUAUUGCAAUUAUGCUAUUUGCCAUGCUGAUCUACCGUCGUUGUGCGUAUAUCCAUCCUUCACCCCCGAUAAACUCCCCCCUGAUCGGCCGUCAGAAGGGCUGUUACUUUAUCGUUACUGAGAUCUUACCCCAGGAACGGGUAAUUCUGGUAAGAUCUCAGGAAAACCUCUUUACAAAGGAAACCAAAAAACUGAGACCGGGCAAUAUCCUGGUGACCCCGGAACCUGGAAUUGGCCUGGUCAGGGAUAUUGUUGAUGGUCCUGCCUUGAAGUGUACUUUCCAACAACAGAGGUGUCGACAGUGUAAGAUAUAACGCAACGAAGUGAUUCGUGUGAUAGUUACUGUAUUACUGAAGACUACAAAUAGGUAACAAACUCACCAGCUACACAUUCAUACAUAUUCAUGAAACCACUCGGCAUUCCUCGUCAGGUAGCAUACAUAACAUCUUUCCUUCUAAAGUGUUCUUUUACCAAUGAAGCACUGACUAAUACAUAAACUUCUAACCUAAAUCUAAGUAUAACUCACAAACCAAAUAAAAUGGAACUUCCACGAAUUUGCA
Messenger RNA from Lineus longissimus, 3624 nucleotides. Its product is annotated as ribonuclease Oy-like. Lineage: Eukaryota; Metazoa; Nemertea; Pilidiophora; Heteronemertea; Lineidae. The coding region runs from base 89 to 820 and encodes 243 amino acids. Gene Ontology annotation, biological process: RNA catabolic process. The transcript is spliced from 10 exons. Gene Ontology annotation, cellular component: extracellular region. Gene Ontology annotation, molecular function: ribonuclease T2 activity; RNA binding. The record is from RefSeq and is a predicted model, not a curated record.